Brassica napus (rape) is the source of this 1157-nucleotide messenger RNA. RefSeq names its product peptidyl-prolyl cis-trans isomerase CYP18-3. Bases 440 to 958 code for a protein of 172 amino acids. Gene Ontology annotation, molecular function: peptidyl-prolyl cis-trans isomerase activity. Gene Ontology annotation, cellular component: cytosol; plasma membrane. The record is from RefSeq and is a predicted model, not a curated record. Lineage: Eukaryota; Viridiplantae; Streptophyta; Magnoliopsida; Brassicales; Brassicaceae. The transcript has a single exon. Gene Ontology annotation, biological process: protein folding; protein peptidyl-prolyl isomerization.
AAAAGACUGUAAUUAGUCGUCGUAAAAAAACUCUGAAACGUUUAAGAAAUUGGAAUUUAAUACUUUCGCAGUAUAAACAAAAAAAAAACUGAAUUUAGGCCCGUAAUUUAAGAGGUCUAUAUUGAAACGUCUGGUUUGUUACCGUAACAGACACGUGUGGCACGUUUGGAGCGGCAGCUCCAGGGGCAUAUGCCGAGUCUGAGAUACUCACUUCUGCAUGACCCUACUUAACCGGUGGUCAAACUUAUAACUUAACCAUGGUUAAGCUUUAACAGCCGUCGAGAUCUUUCCACGUGUAUCAAUCUGGUAGCCACAAUAUUUUUCUCUCUCGCCGCUUCCCUUCCUUUUAGCCGCUUAUAAAAACACACCGCAAGAUCCUCUCUACAUCCACGACUGAUCCAAAACCAUUCCUCAAAGCUCUCAUACUAAACAACCAACAAUGGCGUUUCCUAAAGUUUUCUUCGACAUGACCGUCGACGGCAAGCCCGCGGGAAGGAUCGUGAUGGAGCUGUACACCGACAAGACUCCCAAGACUGCUGAGAAUUUCAGAGCUCUCUGCACGGGUGAGAAGGGAGUCGGGAGCAAAGGCAAGCCUCUUCACUUCAAGGGGUCUUCCUUCCACCGCGUGAUCCCUAACUUCAUGUGUCAGGGAGGAGAUUUCACGGCCGGGAACGGGACGGGAGGCGAGUCCAUCUACGGGGAGAAGUUCGCCGACGAGAAUUUCGAGAGGAAGCACACCGGUCCUGGGAUCCUCUCCAUGGCCAACGCUGGUCCCAACACCAACGGGUCGCAGUUCUUUAUCUGCACUGUUAAGACCGAUUGGCUUGAUGGUAAGCAUGUGGUGUUCGGGCAGGUGGUGGAAGGGUUAGACGUGGUGAAGGCGAUCGAGAAGGUGGGGUCGGCUUCUGGAAAGCCGUCGAAGCCGGUGGUCGUGGCCGACUGUGGUCAGCUCUCUUAGAUCACAUGAGAUCUAAAAUUAGCGUCUUCGUUGCCCUCUAGUGAGUGGUGUUCGGUCCUCAUCGUGUGUCUCUGCUUUUGCUUUUGUGUUCUUUUCAUUUGGUGCAAGUCAUAAAAGCUUGGUGUGUGUUCGUUCUCAUGUCACCCUAAUUAGUAGCUAGUACCAUAAAUAAUGAAUGAGCUUGUGUUUACCCUUUUCA